Messenger RNA from Exaiptasia diaphana, 877 nucleotides. Its product is annotated as cytoglobin-2. The record is from RefSeq and is a predicted model, not a curated record. Lineage: Eukaryota; Metazoa; Cnidaria; Anthozoa; Actiniaria; Aiptasiidae. Gene Ontology annotation, molecular function: oxygen binding; heme binding.
UUGGSGCGCAACUAAUCAGCUUCAAAGUGAACUUUACUUCCUUAAAUCAAGAGUCGUGCGUUCAAUCAUCCCAAGGUAGCAAUCGAAGAUCUUUGUAAGGUGAUAUUYUGACCUUUACCAAGAAGUAUCGUUCUUGUAACCCACAUCUGUUUGAAUGGUCAAGAAAUACAUACUUUUARCUCAUUAUGCUGUAUUCUACGUGAUUCUCCUUCACGUAGCACCAAACAUUGUUUGUGAGUCCUUUCCUCGACCAAAUCUGUAUUAAUUUGAAGUCUUUCGUGAAGAACCAUGGGCUGUGGAAGUUCUAUGCAAKUUUAUCCAACCAACUGCCCUUUUGUUGAUAUACUGAAGCUGGUCAAAUCAGUUGAGCUAACGUACGAUCAAAAAUAUCUUGUAAGAGAAACAUGGAAAUGUCUGGAAGUUUCGAAGCGAGAGAUUGGGGUUUCGGUUUAUAAGCGUGGUCGACAUGGUCAUCCUAGGCGUCUUCUCAUGGCUAUCGACAACGCUGUUACAGCCAUGGGCGAUUCUGAAAGCUAUUCUGCCUAUUUGAUUGAGCUUGGAAGACGCUUUGAUGAUCUUCGAAAGUGCUUUCUGUCAGUCAUCAUGGAAAUCCUUGCCUCUGCGUCCUUUUGGAACAGCGAGGUCGAAAAGGCCUGGUGUUGCCUUUUUACUAGCAUAAGCACAAUGAUGCUAAAAGGUUUAGAAUUGUCAUGACAACAGGUGCUCAAAGCCAAAGUCUAAUUAAGGCAGAGUGAACAACUGCUGAACCACGUGUGUACAACAUGGAUGGGAGUCUUUCUCCAAUAUUUGUUAGGAGCAAAGUGUGUGAACUGAAAUGACAUCGCAGUAGCCCUUCCAUCACAUCAAUAUCAUCACA